Messenger RNA from Plectropomus leopardus (leopard coralgrouper), 634 nucleotides. NCBI's taxonomy places the organism in Eukaryota, Metazoa, Chordata, Actinopteri, Perciformes, Serranidae. The record is from RefSeq and is a predicted model, not a curated record.
AUGAACGGAUCCGAGGGAGAACUGGAGUACGAGGAGAUCACUCUGGAGAGGGGUAACUCUGGUCUGGGCUUCAGCAUCGCAGGAGGAACUGAUAAUCCUCACAUCGGAGACGACCCGUCCAUCUUCAUCACCAAGAUCAUCCCCGGAGGAGCCGCCGCCCAAGACGGACGCCUCCGGGUGAACGACAGCAUCGUAUUCGUGAACGAUGUGGAUGUUCGUGAGGUCACUCACUCCAUCGCCGUGGAGGCGCUGAAGGAGGCGGGGCCUGUGGUCAGGCUGUACGUCCUGCGGCGACGCCCACCGAGCGAACGCAUCGCUCAGAUCAAACUGAUGAAGGGCCCUAAAGGUCUGGGCUUCAGUAUAGCGGGUGGCGUGGGGAACCAACACGUUCCCGGAGACAACAGCAUCUACGUCACCAAGAUCAUCGAGGGCGGAGCGGCGCACCGCGACGGACGGCUACAGAUCGGGGACAAAAUACUGGCAGUGAACCACGUGUCCCUGGAGGACGUCCUGCAUGAGGACGCCGUGGUGGCCCUGAAGAACACGGGGGAAGUGGUCUACCUGAAGGUGGCCACGCCCACCUCGCAGUACAUCCACCCAGCUGAUCGAUACAGCCCCCCCGACCUGACCAGCU